This is a messenger RNA of Miscanthus lutarioriparius, 777 nucleotides long. Lineage: Eukaryota; Viridiplantae; Streptophyta; Magnoliopsida; Poales; Poaceae. The record is from the annotation of a GenBank genome assembly.
AUGCCGCCGUCCCGCUGCCCUGCGCCCGGCCCUCGGUCUCGGCCCAUCCCCAUCUCGUUCGCCACGCCGCCGCGCCGCCCGUCUGACACGACGUCCCGCCGCCCGGCAUUCGCGGAGGAGAAUAUGGAGGCGCAGGCGGAGGCGGCCAUCCCGUGCCCAUGCGUCUGCUACGGGACAGCCUUCCAAUGUGGUGCAGUCUGUGCGUACGCUUCAAUGGAGGACACAGCGGUCGAAGAGCCCGAGGUGAGCGGCGCGGCGGAGUUCGCGCCGGUGCUCGUGGUCGCACACCCACACGGCAACUCCGUCGCCGUCGCCGUCGGGUCCGGGCUCCUGUUCGAUCUCAGUAAAUAUUUACUCUGUUCCUCCACGGCUGCUCCAGUUUCACUCUCAAAUGGUUGUGGCGGUGGUUCUCAUUCAGACACUAUAGGAGCUCUUUGCUUCAGUGUGAGUGGAGCUUUGUUUGCAUCUGCUGGUGAUGACAAACUUGUGAAGGUUUGGAAGACUGACUCCUGGCGUUGCAUCCGGACUAUAACUUUGGAGAAGAGGGUCAGUGCAGUUGCUAUUAGCAACAAUGACCUGUAUGUAACCUGUGGAGAUAAAUUUGGUGUUGUUUGCAAUGUUUGGUUAGUCAUUUUGCGGGAAGAUGGUGCAGAACAGGUUUCAGUUGAUAAUAAACCUGUGUCAAUUCUUGGUCACUAUUGUAGUAUCAUCACUAGCAUGAAGUUUUCGCCAGAUGGACGGUUCAUUGCUACUAGUGGCAGGGACUACAAAAUAUGA